Molecule: messenger RNA, 3266 nt
Organism: Brassica oleracea var. oleracea
Lineage: Eukaryota; Viridiplantae; Streptophyta; Magnoliopsida; Brassicales; Brassicaceae
Exons: 15
Coding region: 292-3159 (955 amino acids)
Source: RefSeq, a predicted model, not a curated record
UUCUGCUUUGUUUACUAGUUUCAAAAGAAGAGAAGAAACACAAGACACAAGCCCCAGGAGCUCUGUUUGUAUUCGUCUUCAUAUCUCUUUUAUCUGUUUACUCAUUGCCCUUCUAUUAUCUUCACAUGCGUUAGGUUUGAGCAGAGUAUGUUUUCCCUGCAAUUGCUUUAGUUUAGCAACUUUGGGGUCCUCUCGGGUUUACAAAAGAUGGAAGCUUUUGUCCCUGUGUUAACACUCAGACAACACUUUCUUCUUCUUCUUCUUCAGAGUGUUUGCAGAGAGAGAUAGAUAAUGGGGUUUAUCUCAAGGACUGUUUUUCCAGCGUGCGAGCGUGUCUUCGUUUGCUGUCCUGCUUACGGGCCUAGGUCUCUACAUCCCGUCAAGCGUUACAAGAUACUCCUCCUCGACAUCUUCCCCAAAUCCCCUGAUGGUGCACCAAAUGAGAGAAAGAUUGUCAAAUUAUGCGAGUAUGCUGCCAAAAACCCAGUCCAUAUCCCCAAGAUUGCUAAGUGUCUUGAAAAGAUGUGUUACAAGGACCUUCGAUCCCGGCAGAUGAAGUUCAUCAAUGUUGUCACUGAGGCUUACAACAACAUGCUUUUCCAUUGCAAGGAUCAUAUGGCUUAUUUCGCUAUGAGUUUGCUGAAUGUGGUUACAGAACUACUAGUCAAUUCAAAGCUGGAGGCACCGACCAUUCUUGGAUGCCAGACAUUGACAAGGUUCAUUUACAGUCAGGUUGAUGGAACUUACACGCACAGUAUUGAAAACUUUGCGCAUAGAGUUUGCUCAUUGGCUCGUGAAGAAGGUGAUGAACAUCAAAAGCGGUGCCUGAGAGCAUCUGGCCUGCAAUGCCUUUCAGCCAUGGUGUGGUUUAUGGGAGAGUUUUCACAUAUCUUCGCCGCUGUUGAUGAUAUUGUACAUGCCAUUCUUGGUAAUUACGAGGCAGGCGUGGUCGUUCAGACCAUUGAAGACAGAGAAGAGCAAAAAAACUGUAACUGGGUGGAUGAAGUGAUUAGAUGUGAAGGCCGAGGAGCAGGAGUCAGACCGAGAACUGCAAGAAAAGAUCUGGCUCUAUUGCCUAAAGAAGAGACUGAGAUGCCCAAAGUUUGGGCACAGAUCUGUCUCCAGAGGAUGGUUGAUCUAGCUAAAGAAAGCACAACUCUGCGGCAGAUCUUGGACCCCAUGUUCAGCUAUUUUACCUCUAGACGCCAAUGGACUCCUCCAAAUGGUCUGGCUAUGAUAGUUCUGUCUGAUGCAACAUACUUGACGGAAAUCUCUGGGACUCAGCAGUUAGUGUUAUCUUCUGUUGUACGUCAUCUUGACAACAAGCAUGUUGCCAAUGAUCCUGAACUCAAGGCUUACAUCAUACAAGUCGCUGGCUGCCUAGCAAAGCUGAUCAGGACCAGCUCGUACCUUAGGGAUAUACGCUUUGUUAACGACUUGUGUCGGCAUCUGAGGAAAAGCUUCCAGGCGACAUCGAGAUCUAUUGGAGAAGAGGAACUCAACUUGAACUUGAUGCUUCAAAACUCUAUUGAAGACUGUCUCCGGGAGAUAGCCAAAGGAGUUGUAAAUCCACAGCCGCUGUUCGAUAUGAUGGCUGUUUUACUCGAGGAGCUUCUUUCUUCAGGAGUUGUUGUUUCACGUGCAGCUGCUGGAUCACUGUUGGUUCUCGCUCAUGCAAUGUCUUCAGCACUAUCACCAUCUAUGCGUUCACAACAGGCUUUCUCAGACGCACUUCUUGACGCGCUUCUAAAAGCAAUGCUGCAUCCAAACGUGGAAACUCGUGUGGGAGCGCAUGAAUUAUUCUCUGUGAUUCUCUUGCCAAGCUCUGGUCAAUCUCAGGCUGGACUUGCAUCAGUGAGGAGUGAUACAAACUCCACGUUUACAUCUAUCGCUGCUAGAUUAGACAAGCUUAGAAAGGAGAAGGAUGGCGUCAAGACUGAGAAGAACGGUUAUAAUAAUAAUACUCACGAGGAUCUUAAAAGCUGCAAAUCUUCCCCAAACUUUCACAAGUUGAAUUCCUUGAUUGAUAGGAAUCUAGCUGAUACGUUACCGAAGUUUACUGAAGAUCAAAUGGGGCAAUUGUUAUCUGCAUUUUGGACGCAAUCAACUCUUUCUGAUAUAUCACCAUCAAAUAUUAAAGCUAUUGCUCAUUCUUUCAGUUUGGUGCUUCUUUCCUUGCGACUAAAGAAUCCUGACGACGGGCUUGUUGUUCGUGCCUUCCAGCUUCUCUUCUCACUGAGGAACCUUUCUUUGGACCUUAAUAACGGCACGUUACCAACGGUUUGCAAGCGGUUGAUCCUUGCUUUAUCCACAAGUACGUUGAUGUUCGCUGCCAAAAUAUAUCAGAUUCCUCAUAUCUGCGAGGUGUUGAAGGGUCAACUUCCUGGCGACGUAGAUCCGUAUCUAUUCAUUGGCGAUGACUUACAACUUCACGUAAGAUCAAAUGCGAGUAUGAAAGAUUUUGGGUCCUCAGGCGAUAAUCAGAUGGCUACUUCGUUGUUGUUUGAGAUGAGAAGCAAAGUAGAACUGUCCAACACUAUCAUAACUGAUAUUAUAGCAAAACAUCUAUCUAAGAUUAUUGUUAAGCUUGAGGAAACUGAUGUAAAGAUGCAACUCUCUGAGCCAUUCACACCUGAUGAUGCUUUCAUGUUUGGUUCACGGCCUAUCGUUGAGCUUGAACCAAACCAAAGCAUCUCUAAGGAAUCAUCACUGUCCUUCGAUGAGGACGUAAAUGCAGGUUCAAUGGUUGAGGACGAAGUGACCAGUGAACUCUCUGUACGUUUUCACCCAGGAGGGUCCUCUUCUUCACCAUCUAUUCCUCAAGUUAUCAGCAUUGACCAGCUCAUGGAAUCUGCCCUUGAGGUGGCGGCUGGUCAAGUGGUUGUCUCAUCUGUCUCCAUUUCUCCGCUUCCUUACGACACAAUGACAAACCGCUGCGAAACCUUUGGGACUGGGACAAGACAGAAGAUCUCAAAGUGGUUGGCCACCGAGAACCGCCAGGUGAAUGGGCUCUACAGAAAUUCAUUAGAGGAGUCAUGUGCUAUUGAAAAGGUAACAACAGAAGAUAAUAGGAGAGAAUCUGGUGUGCAGCAGAUGAGUCUGCCUCCAACGAGUCCCUUUGACAAUUUUCUCAAAGCAGCAGGAGGAGCAGGAAGAUGAUUCAAUUAAAACUUAGAUAAAGUCUCAUGUAGAUAUUAGCACUAUUGUGUUUACGUCUAGUGUAAUCUUAUUAUUGAUAUGGAUAUUUGUAGAGCUAACUAUCUAGG